Molecule: messenger RNA, 1964 nt
Organism: Mangifera indica (mango)
Lineage: Eukaryota; Viridiplantae; Streptophyta; Magnoliopsida; Sapindales; Anacardiaceae
Product: (-)-germacrene D synthase-like
Exons: 7
Coding region: 47-1756 (569 amino acids)
Biological process (GO): diterpenoid biosynthetic process
Molecular function (GO): terpene synthase activity; magnesium ion binding
Source: RefSeq, a predicted model, not a curated record
UCGAAUCAUUUUCAUCCUAAAAUUUUCUCUUGCCAAAGUUAACAUAAUGGAAGCUUGGAGUUCUCUUUACUCGAAGGCCUUGGCACUUGCAUCAGCAGAAGAACCCAGAAAAGCUGAGGUGAUCCGUCGAUCAUCUAAUUAUCACCCCAGCGUUUGGGGUGAUUAUUUUGUUGUCUCUACUAAUGAUAUGAAUGACGAUCCGGAAGUUGAGGAGAGAAUUGAAACACUGAAAGAAGCUGUUGGGAAGAUGCUGAGCAAUGCAACAGGCAAAGCAAUAAUGGAAGAACUGUUAACUUUAAUUGAUGCACUUCAACGCCUUGGCGUGGCCUACCACUUUGAAUAUCAAAUCAACCAGGCCUUACAGUCAAUUUACGACAACUAUGUCAAUAACAACAGUAAUAAUGGUUGUGAAGACGAUGAUCUGUAUACGAUGGCUUUACGCUUCCGGCUUCUAAGGCAACAAGGUUACUCUGUGUCAUCAGAUGUUUUCAAGAAGUUCAUAGAUGCUAACGGUGAAUUGAAGGUCACACUGGCAAAUGACGCAAGAGCUUUGCUGUGUUUGUAUGAAUCAUCGAAUUUGAGAAUGGAAGGAGAAGAGAUAUUGGAACAACUCUUACAAUUUUCAACCAGGCGAUUGAAAUCAAUGUUGCCUCAUUUAAACACUUGUUUAGCUCAGCAAGUGAAUCAUUCUCUAGAGCUACCCCUGCACAAAAGGAUGCCAAGAUUAGAAGCAAGGCAAUAUAUCUCUAUCUAUGAAGCAGAUCCCGCUCGAAGCGAUCUAUUAUUGGAGAUAGCAAAGUUAGAUUUCAAUUUCUUGCAGAAAUUGCACCAGGCAGAGCUCCGUGAACUCUCAAGGUGGUGGAAAGACAUCGAAUUUGCUACCAAGCUAUCUUUUGCGAGGGAUAGGUUGGUGGAGUGCUAUUUCUGGAUUUUAGGAGUUCACUUUGAGCCCAAAUAUUCAGUCAAUAGAAAAUACGUGACAAAAGUCAUUGCAAUAUCCUCUACCAUAGACGAUAUCUAUGAUGUAUAUGGCACAAUGGAUGAGCUCAAGUUGUUCACUAAUGCUAUUGAGAGGUGGGAAGUUUUGGCUGGAAAUGAGUUACCCGAAUACAUGCAAGUAUGUUACUUUGCUCUCUUAGACGUUGUGAAGGAAAUGGAGGACAACCUGGUGAAUGAAGGACUAUCUUACCAAGCGGAAUACGCGAGAGAGGCAAUAAGGGCCCUGGUGAGGGCUUACUUCGUGGAAGCAGUCUGGUUCAAUACUAAAUAUGUGCCAACAUUUGAAGAAUACUUGGAGAUAUCCAUGAUCAGCGGCGGAUACCCUAUGCUUUCUGUCGAAGCUCUUGUAGGUUUACAAGAAGUGGCAACUAAGGAAGCCUUCGAAUGGGCAAUUAAUGUUCCCAGAAUCAUCAGAUCUUCCGGUUUAAUUGCUCGACUUGUUGAUGAUAUCCAUACUUACAAGGUUGAGGAAGAGAGAGGGGAUGCGCCAUCGGCAGUGCAAUGCUACAUGAAAGACUACGAUGUGUCCGAGGAAGAAGCAUGCAACAAAAUAAAAGAGAUGGUGGACAUUGCAUGGAAAAAUAUUAAUGAAGAAAUUCAAAAACCAAACCAUCCUCCUUUGCCACUUCUUCUUCCACCUCUAAAUCUAGCUCGAAUGAUGGAGGUGUUAUAUGAAAAAGGAGAUUGUUACACCAACUCAUCGGGAAAAACCAAGAAGAGAAUCGCUUCAGUACUUGUUGAUCAUAUUCCCAUAUGAUCAUAUCUGGACAUUUUAAUCAAUUUCCACAAGAACUUAUAAUUAAUCAUAAUAUUAUAAAUAAUUUGGAUGGCUAAAGAUUGUACUACCACUGCAACGUGUGUUACAAUACAUAGACAUGUAUUUUGAAAUGUUGUAAGGCCGUUGUUGUACAUCAAACCCCUCUCUCUAUCAAUAACAAAAAAUAAAAUCAAUUGAUCUGUCUCUA